This is a messenger RNA of Paramormyrops kingsleyae, 1795 nucleotides long. RefSeq names its product follistatin-related protein 3-like. Lineage: Eukaryota; Metazoa; Chordata; Actinopteri; Osteoglossiformes; Mormyridae. The record is from RefSeq and is a predicted model, not a curated record. Gene Ontology annotation, biological process: anatomical structure development. Gene Ontology annotation, molecular function: calcium ion binding; protein binding; collagen binding.
AUGACCCUCAGUCCAAGCAGGUGAUUCUGGGAUUCGACCUUGGCUCAGCCCCCGGAAGAAAUACGGGACUUAACCCAAGAAUACAACUUCUUAAUUAGGCCAAUUCCUUAAAAUAUAUGUGAAGGAACGAUUCCCGCAAGCGUCUUUGGCGUCUAGCGAGCUGUGCUGUAUUCCAUGCUCAUGAAUGUUACUUACUUGCAAAGCAUUGCCCGGCCCCCUCUUACAAACACUGAAGCCGUCACCAAUCCCAGUAGCGGGCAGGUCAAAUAUUUAUACAGAGGCAGAACGGGGCGACUUUAAACGCAUUCAUUCACGUGAGCCUUCGAUUAAAACUUUUUUGACCUGUCAACAAGUCAUAGCGAUAGGUUAUUAACCAGCACUAACCUAUAUAAAACGCUUAUCUUUUAAUUUCAAAAUAUAGUAGCUGCAAAUUACAAAAAAAAGACCGACAUGAGGAUUGCGUUUUCUGUGAAUUUUCUGAUACUUUGUGACAUAAUUGGACAUUAUGCUACAAACGGGGGGCUCUGCUGGCUGCAGCAGGGAAGGGAGCCGGCCUGCGCCAUGGUGCUGAUGAGACAGGUCAGCUUCGAAGAGUGCUGUGGUGGGAGCAGCCUGGACAAAGCGUGGUCCAACAGUAGCGCAUCCAUUAAUGAGGUCAGCCUACUUGGAUUGCUGGGUAUGGUCCCCUGCAGACCAUGCAAAGAGACGUGCGAGGGGGUGAACUGCGGCCCGGCGAAGGUGUGCCAAAUGAAGGGGGGCCGGCCCCAGUGCACGUGCUCGCCGGACUGUACCAACAUGACCCGGGGGGAGCCCGUGUGCGGCAGCGACAGCAGCACCUACCGGGACGAGUGCGCCCUGCUGCUGGCCCGGUGCCAGGGCCAGCCGGACCUGGAGGUCAUGUACCAGGGCGAGUGUAAGAAGGACUGCUCCAAGGUUGUGUGCCCAGGCACUCACACCUGUGUCACAGACCAGACAGAGAGUGCCCACUGUGUCACGUGCCGCACUGCCCUCUGCCCAUUGCCCCUGAUCACAGAGCAGUCCAUCUGUGGCAACAACAACAUCACCUAUGCCAGCGCCUGCCACCUGCGCCGGGCCACCUGCUUCCGUGGGCGCUCCAUUGGCGUUCGUCACUAUGGCCCAUGUUCGGGUAUCCCUCUUAAACGUGCUGUGGAAAAUGCCCUGUAGCACUGGUUGUUCCGCUUCUCUGGAUUCCCUGCGAUUGACGUAGUACAGACUGCCUGGAUAUUUUCCCGUUUCUAUAAACAAAGAAAUCAACCACUCCUUGUUCAGCGACUACCUCAGUUUGUGACCAUUCGCAAGUACGACAGUAAUCAAAGAUUCAUUUUCUGACCAAUGUGCACAUAUUCGACCAAAUUUCCUGUGCCUGACAAUUAUGAAUGCCGGGGUCAGAGAGGUCUUUGACAUAGAAUGUUCUGAAUGUUCAAAGGAUGAAAGAAAUUGAGAACAGAAGGCUGAAGUAAUGUUUUGAGCAUGGUCGUAGUCACACCUAAGCUACCGUGAUUUUAACUCUGUGACUAUUUCGCUUAAAGACUUGGGCAUUGGAAAGGAAUUCGGUCACUAAACCAGGAGUGGUUAUAUAAACCAACAUAUACUUCUCUUCGGAACAGUAAGAUCUCGGUUACACUUUAUUUGACAGGGAAUAAAUUUUUAGUAAUAACUCAGUUACUACUGAAGUACAAAGCAUAAAUAUAGCAGCUACUUGAGAUAAAAGAUGUGUCAUGGUUCAUUAAUGAUGAACAAACAUGAGAUCAAUAUGUCACGUGUUAUUCAUUAC